AUGGAGUACAUGCCGCACAUUGCGAGCGACGACGACGUGAGCAAUUUUCUGGACCACUACACGAAGGAGUCGGUGACCGACAGCUGCGCCAGCACUUUGGAGCACUCGUCGCCGUCGAUUUCGUCGGACGCGUCGCAGCUCUCGUCGUGGGACGUCUCGACCGACAGCAGCACGGCCGCGCGCUUCUCGGGCUUUUCGUUUGUGGCCGCCACGACCUGCAACGAGGCCGGGUUUUAG
This is a messenger RNA of Saprolegnia diclina VS20, 237 nucleotides long. RefSeq lists its product as hypothetical. The record is from RefSeq and is a predicted model, not a curated record. NCBI's taxonomy places the organism in Eukaryota, Oomycota, Saprolegniomycetes, Saprolegniales, Saprolegniaceae. The coding region runs from base 1 to 237 and encodes 78 amino acids. Gene Ontology annotation, biological process: protein phosphorylation. The transcript has a single exon. Gene Ontology annotation, molecular function: protein serine/threonine kinase activity; ATP binding.